Punctularia strigosozonata HHB-11173 SS5 is the source of this 2748-nucleotide messenger RNA. RefSeq lists its product as uncharacterized. Gene Ontology annotation, biological process: regulation of DNA-templated transcription; DNA-templated transcription. Gene Ontology annotation, molecular function: DNA-binding transcription factor activity, RNA polymerase II-specific; DNA binding; zinc ion binding. The record is from RefSeq and is a predicted model, not a curated record. Bases 1 to 2748 code for a protein of 915 amino acids. NCBI's taxonomy places the organism in Eukaryota, Fungi, Basidiomycota, Agaricomycetes, Corticiales, Punctulariaceae. The transcript has 21 exons.
AUGCACUCGGCCGCUUCAUCUUCGUACCACCACUACCCGACGUCCAGCGAGCGGCGCUACUCUGACCCGUCCGACGAAGAAGCCCUCAACGAGGCCCAGGCAGAGGCAGCGAGCAGGAAACGCAGCAGUCGCGCGUGUGACCAGUGCCGGAAGACCAAGAGCAAGUGCGAGCGCGGGCUCGACGACAAUGCACCCUGCAAAAGCUGCGCGGUCGCCGGUCUCGAAUGCACCUUCCUCGGUCCCAGCUACAAACGCGGCCCUCCGAAAGGCUACAUCCACGCGAUCGAACAACGGUGGCACCACGUCGAGUCGAUUCUCGGAGCCAUCCUCGCCUCUCCCGACCCGAGGGCCCAAGGCCUCAUAUCGGACCUGCGCCGAGAUGAUCUUGCGCGGGAGAUCUUGAAUAGAGUUGACGCCGGUCCCUUCGGACCCUCCGGCCGGCUGCAUCACCCAGCCUCCAGUACAAAGGAGGACAUGUUCGCAUCCAUCCUCCAUAGCCAUCAGGCUUCUCAAAACCGGGAAGGCGGUCGUUCUCGAAGACAAUCUCAUAUCAACGCCCUCCCGACCCCAACGAAUGAAUGGCAAGAUCGCCUGGCGGCCCGUCUGGCGACGUCCUCGUCGUUUUCACGCAACUCGUAUGGUUAUUCUAACGGCAUCUCGUCCAAUGAGGUCAUGUACGAUCAAAAUGGUGCCCCGCUACCGCAGCGGAGGCGAUUAGACUUGGGGAGUACCCAGCCCGAUUGGAGUAAUCUGUAUACCAUGGACGACAACUCAGAUAUCGAUAACGAUAUUGAGGACGGCGAAGGGGCAGAUGCAAUAGGCCAUCUGUCGCUUGAUGAAAACAGCGAGUUACGGUAUCACGGUACCUCCAGUGGUCUUCAUUUAUUGAACAGGACGGAUCGCAAAGAUGCUAGAAAUGAAGGGGGCAUAUGGCGCAUGCCUAUGGCUGGCGUCUGGCCCCACUCUACUAUUCGCCCAGCUCGACUUCCGACGGAAGAGGAGCUUAAUGUUACUAUGCCUCCCGUCGAAACCCGAGAUAUCCUGAUAGAGGCCUACUUCACGCAUUGCCACCCGUGCUUCCCGAUCGUCAACAAAAGGCAAUUCAUGGCUGAAUACAACGAAAAAUACCACGGCUCACCUCCCGCAGACCGUGCUUCUCGAGCGGAUACGCCUGCUUCAGCGCAGGCGUCUCGACUUCUCCUGCUCGCCAUGUUCGCUUUGGCAUCUCGGUACGUUGGCCAACCGUCGACGAUGCCGAACAACGAGAUGUGGGAAGCGGGAUGCAACUACGCCAUGGAUGCUCGCGAGGUUCUGAACAAGAUCUAUCACCACAGCCGGCCGUCGACCUGCCAGGCUUUAUUACUCAUGGGACUGUACGAGUGUGGUAUCGGUUCCAUGGAAAAUAGUUGGCUAUACAUUGGCAUGGCAUGUCGAAUGGCCGAAGAUCUUGGAAUGAAUCGUAACGCGGACAAGUGGUCGUACAACGGCGCUCGCUUGUUCAACGCGGUCGAAAAACAGAUCCGGAAACAAAUAUGGUGGGGAUGCUGCUUGUUGGACAAGUACAUUUCGGUGUAUAUGGGCCGGCCUAUCAUGAUCAAUCGGACCGAUUUCGACACUCCGUUGCCGGAAGUCACGCAGGCCGACGAAGACGAGACAUGGCAACCAUUACCGCAAGAUCCUCAAUAUAACCCCAAUUACCCCCCGCUCCCCGAGAGAACGAUGAGCUGCUUCCGUGCCUCUUGCAUGCUCGCGGUCAUCAUCGGGGAUAUCAUGAAGAAGAUAUAUCCGGUACGAAUGACCACGUUCACUCGGCGCGUUGAGCUUCCCAAGCUUGAAACCAAACUCGACCAUUGGUACAUCGACUUGCCCGAGCCGCUUCGCUUCGACACCACGAGCAAGCGCACGGCCCCACCCCCGAAUAUCUUGCUAUUGCACGUGCGGUAUUGGUCAGCGGUAUUGCUGCUUCACAGGGCAUUUAUCCCAAAGCGUAAAGGGACCCAGUUGGAGUCGGACACCGUGCUCCUUAAGUCGUUUGACCUAUGUCAAACAGCGGCCAGCCAUAUGAGUGCUAUCGCCACCAUCUGGAACACGGAAAUUGGAUUGAAAUGCGGCACGCCUUUCCUGCCACCGUACAUUCUCAGCGCUGGCAUCAUGCACGUUGUUACGUUGACUUUACGGCCAGGCAACGUUCAGGCCUCAUUGGGUUUACGGCAAAGCCUAGCUGCUUUGAAGGAAAUGGAGAUCCUCUGGCCGAGCGCUGGACGCGCUUGGGAGCUGCUUGAUGGGGCUAGAGUGCAGUUUGAAGGCGUGAUAACGCCUUUAGUCGACAGUUCUGAACGAGCGAGCACCAAGCGGGGCGCAGAAGAUGCCUUCGGGCGAGAGACGAGCUCGGAGAUGCUGCAGCGAGAAGCCUUCGGUGCCCUUCAGAAGCACCCAUCACCACCACCGACGGCAGCGGGUUCCCAGGAUGUCGGCACCCGUAUCAUGGCUCACAUGUUGGGCUUGGAUAUCCCCGGGAUCGAACCUUCCACAUCGUAUUUCCCUGGUUACGAAUGGUGGCCGCAGACCCGCGGGGCCGGUCACCCAAAUAUGUCUCAGGAAACUCGCUCACCAGCUACCCCGAAUCAAUACGGCAUGCAAGGCAAUUCUGGCCCGUUACCCCCAGUUCAAGAUUGGAUGCCAGGGCCCGGGAUAAUGAACGGUUACUCGUUCGACCCGACGCAGGGCCAGCACCCGCAGCAUAUGUAA